Molecule: messenger RNA, 3682 nt
Organism: Alligator sinensis (Chinese alligator)
Lineage: Eukaryota; Metazoa; Chordata; Crocodylia; Alligatoridae
Product: collagen alpha-1(XVIII) chain-like
Exons: 23
Coding region: 120-2591 (823 amino acids)
Source: RefSeq, a predicted model, not a curated record
GUGGACAGCGGCACAUUUCUGCCCUGCAAGGCAGACAGAGCGGGAGUGCAGGGGACUGUGACCUGAGCCAGCUGGGCAGCCACUUGGCACCAAAGGCAGCCUAUCUGUAGCAGAGCGCCAUGGUGGUCCCCAAAGGCAGCUGCCCCUUUCUUCUCCGCUGCCUUUGCAUCCUGCUGUUCAUGGGAACAAGCGUGCCUCCCGGCACAGCCCAGUGGUUCUCCCUGGGCUCUGAUGAAAAGACGACCACCAACCCAUUGACCCCCACACAGCACCCCACAGAGGAGAGGGAAGGCUGGGCUGCUGGUGAUGCAGAGCCAACAAAGAAAAUCCUGCUAAGCAAACCCCCGCUGGUGACCCCAAGGAGAAGGGCACAAGCCACCAAGAAGCCUCCAGCGUCAGCCAAGGGGAAACCAUCUUCACAAACCACCGCCUCCCUAGGAACCUUCGAAGGGAGUGCUGAGGAGGAGGAGUUUCUGCAGAUCAAGACAACCACAGAAAUGACAGCAGCUCGGAAGCCUUCCAGUGCCACUGCUAAAGUAAUAAGAGGGCCAAAGCCCACCCCUCUGAAGGCUACUACAACUUGCCAGAUAAGCAACCACUCGCAAUGUGUGUGCCCGGCUGUCCCAGGCCCUCCUGGCCCAAAGGGAGACAAAGGCGACCAGGGAUCUCCAGGAGCAAGAGGUUUGCCUGGAUUUUCUGGAGAGAGAGGCCAAGUGGGGAACCCAGGUCAACGGGGUUCCCAAGGACCCCCAGGUCCCCCCGGACCCCCAGGCCUUCCUGGGCCCCCAGGCGUGCCUGGAUUGACAGGAGUCACGCAAGGACUGGUCAUAUCUGAGAAUGAGCUGAAUAAGCAGCUGGGUUUGCCUGGCCUGACAGGGCCCCCAGGACCUCCAGGUGCCCCUGGCUUCCCAGGACCCCCAGGACCCCAAGGCUACCCAGGGCAUGAAGGUGAACAAGGCCCUGAGGGACUCCCAGGGAAAAAAGGCCAGCCAGGGCCCCCAGGCCCAGCAGGAGCCCCAGGCCUGCCGGGACCACCGGGACCCAUCGGACCACCAGGCUUCCAAGGCAAUCCUGGGCUUGAGGGGCCUGUGGGGCCUCCAGGCUCCAUCGGGGCUGAUGGACCCCCAGGUGCUCCAGGAUUCCCAGGGUCACAAGGACUUCCAGGGAUCCCAGGGAUUGAAGGGCCCCCUGGCCCACCAGGACCUCUGCCUCCCCCAGGGAAUCCAGGGCCACCAGGAGAGUCAGGAUUCCCUGGGCCAAAGGGUGAGAAAGGAGAUUUCGGACCACCAGGCAGACCAAGCAGCCCCUGUCUGAAGGGAGAGAAAGGCUCCCAGGGUCUGCCUGGUCCCAUGGGGCUACCUGGACCUCCAGGGGAGUACAGGUGUGAUCCACACCAUCCAGGGCACUCCAGAUUCACUGGUCCACCAGGUCCCAAGGGUGAAAAGGGAGACCCAGGAGAGCAGAAUGGCAAAGUAGAAGCAGAAAUUUAUGAAGCUGUCGUCUCUCAUGGUCCCCCAGGCCCAUCUGGACACCCAGGCCCUCCUGGACCACCAGGCCCCCCCGGGCCGCCAGGCGUCUUGUACUUCAAUAGGGUUUGUCCAGUCCGUACCAGGUCAUUCUGCAAACAGCCGGUGGCUCGUGACACAACCAGAGUUUCAAGUAGAGACAUUUCUCUCGGCGUUUCAGAUGCUGUAUUGCCUCAAAAAGACCUGCAGGACUCCAGCACCAGUCUCAGGCAUCACACAUGGAUUUUCAAGUCAAAAGAGCUGAUGUUCAAAUCCAGCUCAUCCAUUCCUGAAGGAAGCCUGGUGUACAUCAAAGAGAGCAACAGCAUGUUCAUCCGAACAUCUAAAGGAUGGAGCAAGCUCCUGCUUGAAGAUUCUGAGUCCCUUUAUGCUAGCGAUGACCCUUCUGUUUCUAUAGAAGAUCAUCAGCAGGAUGAAAAGCAGAGGACUGCAGGAGGCCCAGACUCUGUGCCAGCCACCACAGCUCAAGUCCACCAGGGAAAGCGUCAAGCAACCCGCGGGGUCCUGCCAAUGAACAUCACCCCGAAGAUCCCAUCACUCCGCAUGAUAGCCCUCAAUUUCCCACUGUCUGGUGAUAUGAAUGGCAUCCGUGGUGCAGACCUUCAGUGCUACAGGCAGUCGCGGGAAGCACAGCUGUAUGGCACCUUCCGGGCUUUUCUGGCAGUGCCCACCCAGGACCUGACCUCGCUGGUGAAACGAACAGACAGGACCCUGCCUGUUGUCAAUCUGAAGGGACAGCUGCUGGCAAAGUCCUGGAAUUCCCUGUUUGAAGGCAACAAUGCUGCCCACUUCAACGCAAAGAAGUUUCCCAUCUACACCUUCAAUGGACGCAAUAUUCUGAAGGAUCCCUUGUGGUCUAACAAGAUGGUGUGGCAUGGAUCCAACCUGCGAGGAGGCCAUGUCCCAGAGGAGAACUGCCAAGGGUGGCAGGCAUCCAACCUUACAGAGGGCCUUGCCUCUCGCCUGAGCCAGAGGAAGCUCCUGGCAGGGCAGCGUCACAACUGCUCCAACAGUCUGAUUGUCUUGUGUGUGGAGAUUGCUUUCCCAUACCUGCACAUGUGGUGAUGUGGGCCUGUGGCUGAAUGCAAGGACACUUUGUGUAGAUGGUGGACUGGGGUGGGACACAGGAGCAUCCAGUCACAGCCAGAUACCGUAUGGGUGAAAGUAAGCCAAUGUCACCCUGACAGACCCAGCUCCACCCUUGGAUCACAAGACAUUUCUUCCAUCAUCUUCUGUAGUGGAACCCACUUUACUGCCAUAGCCAAGGUGCCUGUCCCUGGCUGGUAAAGUGGUUUCACGUGUAUGUAAUCUGGAAUAGAGAACAGAUGAGGGGUUUGUGGAGACCUUCAAAGCUCAUGCAGGCGUGAAAACUAAUAAUACUGCUCUUGAAUUUGCGCUGCCCCCCAAACCUUAGAGCUGUUUCUCCAGCCAGAUGAAAACAUGGCUGCCACAUCAUCAUGUGCAGCAGGCAAACAUCUCCGCCUAGGAACACCAUGCUCUGCAGAAGAAUGGAAUCCUCCUCCCCCAUACAACCUUCCAGUCUCUGCCAUCUAUUACAGGAAUAGCUGAAUGGCCUUCAAGAGACCCACAAAUCUUAGACCUUGUUGAGGUCCUAGUCAUGCCCUUCAGCAAGCUUGGAGCUGGUAUAGAUGGGAAGUGAGGUAUCAGGCCAGUGACCACUGUUCUCUGCACAGGUGCACCUGUGAGUUUGAGGCAUGAACUCACCUGAAGAAGCUAAUAUUUCUCCUUCUCUGAAUAAGUGGGUGGCAAAAUUUGUAGAAGCAUUUAAUGCAUGGCUUUGCAGUGUCUCCACUUUCCUUUACACUUCACUUGUCCAACUCCCAGAUGGUCUCUGUCAGCUCAUGCUCACUUUUCAUGCAUGGGCAAAGGCUUUUUCACCAGCCCAGUGAUUUUUCCAUAGUUCUGAUUCUUACCAGCUGCUGCUCUCCUAAGCAAUCAGCCUCAUGGUUUUCUGUGUAUAUAGUUUUUAACGCUCUGAAGACUUUCUGCUUACCAGCAUUAUGGCAAUGGUCAUUGAUAGUGUGGUGGGCUAACCUUCCUUGAUAGAUAUUGGAGUGUAUUAGGGACUCCUGGCAGGCUUGAUUUCAGUCUGUUAGCUCUGAAAACAACCAUGUGAUUUAUCUAGAAAUAAAAAU